Molecule: messenger RNA, 387 nt
Organism: Arvicola amphibius (Eurasian water vole)
Lineage: Eukaryota; Metazoa; Chordata; Mammalia; Rodentia; Cricetidae
Gene: Spaca4
Product: sperm acrosome associated 4
Exons: 1
Coding region: 1-387 (128 amino acids)
Source: RefSeq, a predicted model, not a curated record
AUGGUCCUUGGCUGGCCACUGCUUCUGGUAUUGGUGUUGUGCCCAGGUGCGACAGGCAUCAAGGACUGCGUCUUCUGUGAGCUGACUGACUCCACUCAGUGCCCAGGCACACCCAUGCGCUGUGGGGACGACGAGGACUGCUUCACAGGCCGCGGAGUAGCACAGGGUGUGGGGCCCAUCAUCAACAAAGGCUGCGUGCAUUCCACUAGCUGUGGCCGCGAGGAGCCCAUCAGCUACAUGGGCCUCACUUACAGCCUCACCACCACCUGCUGCUCCGGCCACCUUUGCAAUGGGGGUGCUGCUUCCGCCACGGGACCUGCCAGCCUGGCGCUGGGUCUGCAGCUGUUCCUGGGCCUGUUGCUGCGGCUUCAAUACUGGCUGUGGUGA